Messenger RNA from Xiphophorus hellerii (green swordtail), 1836 nucleotides. RefSeq names its product leukotriene B4 receptor 1-like. The record is from RefSeq and is a predicted model, not a curated record. The transcript has a single exon. The coding region runs from base 318 to 1280 and encodes 320 amino acids. Gene Ontology annotation, cellular component: membrane; external side of plasma membrane. Gene Ontology annotation, biological process: positive regulation of cytosolic calcium ion concentration; cell chemotaxis; immune response. NCBI's taxonomy places the organism in Eukaryota, Metazoa, Chordata, Actinopteri, Cyprinodontiformes, Poeciliidae. Gene Ontology annotation, molecular function: C-C chemokine binding; C-C chemokine receptor activity.
CUGACUGAGUACAUGCAGGUAAUCCAGAACAAUAAGCUAAAGUGGAUCCCUGGGAUUUGCAGGUGUUAGAAACCAGAACAGUCAACAAAUAUAUGAAAUCUCUAAAUACUUGACAAUCCCCAUAAAACGUUUUUAAAAGAGCCAUAUAAGUGCAUCUUAAAUAAAUGGUUAUCACAAUUUUGUUGUGAUUGGUUCAUCAGAAGAAACACGUCAGUGAUAUAGAUCAGAAGAUUUGCGUCAGUUUCAUUAUUUCUUAGUUCCUCUUCGGUUCAGCAGCCUCAGUGAGUCAGAGUACGACCUUACCAGCAAGACUCAGCAUGGAGCCGUUCAACUCCACCGUGGUCACCUACAACUUGUCUUCUUCAGGACUUCUGCAACAUCCCUCCUGGCUGUCCAAAGGUGUUGUCCCUGUGGUGGUGGUGUCCUUCUGCUGCAUUGUGGGAGUUUCUGGAAACAUCGCCGUGAUUCUUCUCAAGCCUAACUGGCACCAUCUUUCCAGUCUGAGCCAGAGUCUAAUGCUGAAUCUGGUCAUUUCUGACCUGCUGUGCCUGCUGACCCUUCUGCCAUGGAUUUACCCGCUGCUGUAUGGCUGGAGCUUUGGCCUGGUGGCCUGUAAGAUCCUAACCUACCUUGUGUACUGCAGCAUUUAUGGCAGCAAACUCACUGUGAUUGUGUUAAGCAUCCAGCGCUACCUUACAGUGGUGCAUCAGAGAAGAUUUUCACAGGUGAAGAAGACAGCAAUGCUGGCUCUACUCUGGAUGGCUGCCGUCAUCCUGUCCGUCCCUGCUCUGGUGGUUCGACAGCUGUCAACAAAUCAGCAGUGGAUAGUUUGUCAAUCUCAGUAUUCUUCAAUGACUCAGGGUGUGGUUGUACUGUUGGCCGAGACUUUGUUUGAUUUCUGUUCCUUUGCUCUCGUAGUUUUUUCAUACGUUCGACUUCACAGGACGGUGAACCAGGCAGCCUUUUUCAACAAUCCACAGACGACUCGGCUGAUUACAAGUAUCAUUGUAAGCUAUUUUGUCCUCUGGACUCCAUAUCAUAUCAUAAAUGUCCUGGGUGUGGCUGGUAUGUGUUUGAAGAAUGAAAGACUUUUGAAGUUUUGCAAGGACACGUGGUAUGUUGUUAAGGCACUUAGUUUUGUAAACAGCUGCCUGAAUCCUCUUCUGUAUGCCUUCACAUCUAACAAAAUGUGUGUAGUUUGCCAAAAAAGGGAAGAGGUGCAAAGUCAGAGCCUCCAAACCAACCAUUCACCAGACAUAGGUAGAGUUUUAAAACAUUAAGACAUUUAGAAACAUCGUCAUCAUGUACCAUCAUCAGGUAUUGCUGCAAAGUCAAAAAAAACAUUGUAAGUGAUUUUCUAUUGUCUCUACUUGCUCCAUCAAGAGGAGUGAAAACCUCAAGACGAUAAAUUGAUGCAAUGAACUGAACAUGAUGGUAAUAUCUGAUAUCUAGGAUCAACUGGGAUGUAUAAAUGACUGAACCCAAUUGACUUUAUUUGUAAGCAAAAACAGAAUCUGGUUUACAGAUGAAGACAUACUGUACUUUUCUGUAGCUCCAAAUGGUAUAUAAACUAAUCUAACAAUCUAAUCAUUUGUUUUUGUGUAGAAUACUGAGGUGUUUCCAAAAAGUUUAGCUCUUGCAUUGUGUGUUUUUUUUUAAAUAAGCUAUUUUCUGUGUAGGCUUUUGUACUAAGGAGAUUAAAUAUGCAAUCAAUAUAUCUUGUGAAAAUGCUGUCAUAUUCUAUUAAAAAGAAUAUAGGUUCCAAUGUGGCUGCUUCUUGAGAUCAAAAGUACUUUUUCAAAACAUAGCAACUUUGAAGCAGAAUAUUAAACAUAC